AUGAUAUCAAGAGAUCUGGCCAUGGGGAUCUUCUUCCUAUCCCAGACUUCACUAGGCUUCCUGGGGAACUUAGCCUUGCUUUGCUGUCUUAUUGUCUCUUCCUUCAGUGGGAUCAGGAGAAGGCCCACAGACCUGAUUGUCAAACACCUGACCUGUGCCAACAUCUUGGUUCUUCUCUGCAAAGGAAUCCCUCAGUCAAUGGCUGCUUUUGGUCAGACAUAUCCUCUAGGUAACAUUUCAUGCAAACUGGUCUUUUAUUUGUAUAGAGUUGCCAGGGGAGUGUCCCUUGGUUCCACAUCCCUGCUGAGUGUCUUUCAGGCCAUCACCAUCAGUCCCAGCAAUUCCAAGUGGGCACAGCUCAAGGUCAGAGCCCCCAGCAUCAUUGGUCCUUCCCUGGGCUUGUGCUGGGCCCUGUGUCUAUUUGCAAAUAGCUUAAUUAUUGUGAGACUGACUGAUAUGAAGGAUAAAGGAAAUCAUACUGAAUUAAGACAAUUUUUGCACUGUUUAAUAGUAAAAGUUAACAAACAAACUUCCACAUUAUAUGCUAUUCUAUUGGCUUUCAAUGAUGUUUUGUCUUUGGGACUCAUGAUGUGGGCCAGUGGCUCCAUGGUGUUGAUCUUGUUCAAACAUAAACAGAGGGUCCAGCAUAUCCACAGAUCCCUGUCUAAUAAAUCACUUCAUGAAACCAAAGCCACACAAAGAAUACUUAUCCUUUUGAACAGUUUUGUGGUCUUUUAUGUAGCCUCUGUCAUUUUAAUGAUGUAUUUUUCUGUUCAGGAUGGAGGAGAUACAUGGGUGACCCAUGUCAAUGUGGCCGUCAAUGCUUGCUUCCCAACACUCUGCCCCUUUCUCCUUAUUGGACAAUACACCAGGAAUUUUCACCCCUGCAGUACAUGA
Chionomys nivalis (European snow vole) is the source of this 897-nucleotide messenger RNA. Its product is annotated as vomeronasal type-1 receptor 4-like. Gene Ontology annotation, biological process: G protein-coupled receptor signaling pathway. The coding region runs from base 1 to 897 and encodes 298 amino acids. NCBI's taxonomy places the organism in Eukaryota, Metazoa, Chordata, Mammalia, Rodentia, Cricetidae. Gene Ontology annotation, molecular function: pheromone receptor activity. Gene Ontology annotation, cellular component: membrane. The transcript has a single exon. The record is from RefSeq and is a predicted model, not a curated record.